AUGCGCAACAUUCUCAUUUUGUACGGAAUAUUGCAUCUUUGGCUAGCCCUGAAACUGAGCUACAAUGAAGCUGUCGAGUUCAAGUUCACAAAUGCGGUUUGCGAGAGCUAUAACAAAUCGUGGUUUGUCUUACACAAAUGUCGCCUGCGAGCAGUUAAUCGGGAUAAGACAACCCUCCAUUUGAAUGGAACUGUCCUGCAUCCAGCUUACGAUAUUUUUGUUAAGGCGCAAAUAUUGAAGAAGGCGAAUGGCUACAAGCCCUGGCUCUACAAUAUGAACAUCGAUGUUUGCCGCUUCCUGAAGAAACCCUACAACCCAGUUGCAAUACUUAUUUUUAAAAUGUUCAAGGAGUUUUCCAACUUCAACCACACAUGCCCCUAUAUGGUAAGUAUUGCAUUUCGUUCGAUUGGGCCAGGCUAUAUUCAAGUAGCGCACAGCCCUUUCCUAAGAUCCAGCUUUCUCUUUCACGAAAGGGCCCACAAAUCGUGGAUGGAUUUUAUCUACGAUGGAAAUUUUUGCCAAAUUUUCUGCCAACAGGAGAAUAUCAAUUGGCUAUGA
Drosophila novamexicana is the source of this 558-nucleotide messenger RNA. RefSeq lists its product as uncharacterized. The transcript has 2 exons. The record is from RefSeq and is a predicted model, not a curated record. Bases 1 to 558 code for a protein of 185 amino acids. Lineage: Eukaryota; Metazoa; Arthropoda; Insecta; Diptera; Drosophilidae.